Messenger RNA from Camellia sinensis, 393 nucleotides. Lineage: Eukaryota; Viridiplantae; Streptophyta; Magnoliopsida; Ericales; Theaceae. The record is from RefSeq and is a predicted model, not a curated record.
AUGAUUAUCACUGGAGAUGACCCCAUGGGUAUUUCUAGUCUCCAACAGUUUCUCCAUCGCCAAUUUAAGAUGAAAGAUUUGGAUUUUCUUAGCUACUUCCUUGGCUUGGAAAUUUCUCAAGAUUCAUCUAGUUACUUUCUUACCCAGGCCAAGUAUACUUCUGAUCUCUUGGCUCGUGCUAGCCUUACUGAUUGCAAGAUUGCCACUACUCCCGUUGAUCCUCAAACUCGUCUUACACCUCUUGAAGGCACUCUAUUUCAUGGUCUUCACUACUUCGCCCAGUCUUCUCUACAGCUCCAUGCCUUUUCUGAUGCAAAUUGGGCAGGGGAUCCUACUGACCGUUGUUCCACUACUAGGUUUUGUUUCUUCUUGGGCAACUAUCUCAUUACCUGA